Merops nubicus (carmine bee-eater) is the source of this 684-nucleotide messenger RNA. RefSeq names its product E2F transcription factor 6 (gene E2F6). Gene Ontology annotation, molecular function: RNA polymerase II cis-regulatory region sequence-specific DNA binding; DNA-binding transcription factor activity, RNA polymerase II-specific; protein dimerization activity. Gene Ontology annotation, biological process: regulation of transcription by RNA polymerase II. Lineage: Eukaryota; Metazoa; Chordata; Aves; Coraciiformes; Meropidae. The coding region runs from base 103 to 684 and encodes 193 amino acids. The record is from RefSeq and is a predicted model, not a curated record. The transcript is spliced from 5 exons. Gene Ontology annotation, cellular component: RNA polymerase II transcription regulator complex.
AUCAACCUGAAUUUGAAUAAGGACGUACCAGUUGUGAGAAGAACUCUGAAGGUCAAAAAGCCUCGAUUUGAUGCAUCCUUGGUUUAUUUGACUCGGAAAUUCAUGGAUCUUAUCAGAACAGCUCCAGACGGUGUUCUUGAUUUAAAUGAAGUAGCAACAGCACUUGGAGUACGGAAACGAAGAGUGUAUGACAUCACCAAUGUGUUGGAUGGAAUUCACUUAAUUCAGAAAAGAUCUAAGAAUCUUAUCCAGUGGGUAGGUUCUAAUCUUGGAAAAGCCUCAGAAAAACAAAACCUUAAAGAUGAACUUUCUGACUUGUCAGCCAUGGAAGAAGCUCUGGAUGAAUUAAUCAAGGAUUGUGCUCAUCAGUUAUUUGAACUAACAGAUGACAAAGAGAAUGCAAAACUAGCUUAUGUCACGUACCAAGAUAUCCGCAGCGUGCAGGCGUUUCAAGGACAGAUUGUCAUUGCGAUCAAAGCUCCAGAGGAAACCAAAUUGGAAAUACCAGUUCCUAAAGAAGAUUGCAUAGAAGUACAUGUGAAGAGCACAAAAGGACCCAUCGAUGUGUAUCUGUGUGAGGUGGAACAAGAGAAGCCAAGUGCCAAAACUUUUGAAGAUAUGGAUGCUGUCACUUCUGAAACUGAGUUAUCAUUUCCUCUUGAUGAAGGUAAUGUCUCUCGUUAA